AUGAGCUCCGCACUGCCUUACAACUCGCUGUCAGCUCGGCCGAGUCCCAGCAGGCAAGCUCUGGACUGGGAGCACCAGCAGCUGGCCGUGCGACGACUUUCCUCCCCGCGGGGUCACGACCUGCUCUCUCCACCUCCUCUUCCUCGUCGACCCUCCGCGAUCCCCAGCUACCUGCUGUCGCCCUACCAAGAGCAGGAGGAGCAGCUCCACGAGCAACAGCAGCGACUCUCCUUGUCCGUGUGCUCAGAGGCCUCCCUGGCGCCCCCUGCACCUCCACCCGUGGGCGCUGCCCAGCCCUGCUGCCGCCCAGUGGGAGUCAUGCACCUACUGCGCCUGGGUCUCCUGGCCUUCAGCUGCCUCUUCUGGGCGGCCGGCUUGGCCAUCCUCACCCUGGGCGUGUGGGCACAGAUUUCCCUGGCGGACUACAUGCUGCUGUCUGCCAACCGCUACCCCAACGCUCCUCUCAUCCUUCUGUCCACGGGUGCAGCCGUCACCGCCUGGGGCUUCCUGGGUUGCCUAGGGGUGGCCGCAAACCUGCCCGCCGUGCUCAGGGCUUACGGUUUCUUUCAACUCGCUGCACUUAUAGCCGGUUUGGCGGCCGGACUCUCAGGUCUCUUCUACCGCGAAGACAUCGCCGGAGGAUUUCGCAGCGGCUUACAGCGAGCGGUGGCCGGCUACACCGAGGACGAAGGCCGUGCCGAUGCGUUAGACAGCCUGCAGAGGGCCCUGGAGUGUUGUGGAGCUGAGGGUUGGCGUGACUGGCUCGCGUCAGACUGGGCCAUCCAGCACAUGACCUUCCUGCCCAACGACAACGGAACCUCAGUGUCGCUGCCGGACAGCUGCUGCGUGAGGCGCAAGGGCUGCAAGAAUCGACCUCUUCUGUCCGAUGACGUCGAAGGAGUGGCAGCGGCGGGAAUCCAUCCACACGGCUGCUUCCGCAAAGUCUUCAGUUUAGUCAACGACAACGUCUUCCACAUUGCCGCCACCGUGUUGGGAUUGGCCCUCACCCAGAUCGGAGGCAUCGCCCUGGCUUGUCUGCUGGCCAACAGACUGGCACCAAGACAACAUCGACGUGUGGUGGCACAUUAA
Molecule: messenger RNA, 1089 nt
Organism: Anoplopoma fimbria (sablefish)
Lineage: Eukaryota; Metazoa; Chordata; Actinopteri; Perciformes; Anoplopomatidae
Product: tetraspanin-7-like
Exons: 1
Coding region: 1-1089 (362 amino acids)
Cellular component (GO): membrane
Source: RefSeq, a predicted model, not a curated record